AUGUGGAUGGGGGCAACAUUCCAAGAUCUGGGAAGAGCUGGAAUUGGGGCUGUUUUAAGAGAUUCCUCAGGUAAGGUAAUUUUGGCAAUGUCAAAGACUGAAAUUUGUGUCGAAGAGAGUGAAGUGAUUGAGUUGCUGGCCAUUCUUAGAGGUUUGCAACUUUGUGUUAACAUGGGAAUCCCCUAUCUUAUGGUUGAAAGUGACAGCAAGUUGGUUAUUGAAGCACUCCACACAGAUAACAUGAUCCAUUCUUCUUUGGGAGGGUUGUAUCGGGAAGCGAAACUUCUAGCCACCCGCUUUGUUCAUUGCAAAUUUUCCCAUAUCUACAGGGAAGCUGGCGUGGUUUGGGCGAUGCGGUGGUAUGGUCCGGUAGCCUUGGGUGGUGGUUUUCGCGGUGCUUUGGUCGGUGCUCUCAUGCGGUCGGAGCGAGCGAAGGUUUCUGCUGUUGGGCUUGGCCGGCGGGCCUUUUUGGCUGGGUUCCUGUGA
Fraxinus pennsylvanica is the source of this 486-nucleotide messenger RNA. The record is from the annotation of a GenBank genome assembly. Lineage: Eukaryota; Viridiplantae; Streptophyta; Magnoliopsida; Lamiales; Oleaceae.